Messenger RNA from Poecilia reticulata (guppy), 2552 nucleotides. Its product is annotated as DNA transposase THAP9. The record is from RefSeq and is a predicted model, not a curated record. NCBI's taxonomy places the organism in Eukaryota, Metazoa, Chordata, Actinopteri, Cyprinodontiformes, Poeciliidae.
CUCAGUUCUGCUCGGCUUUUUUGUGUUUAAAUCUAAGAACUGUUGAUGCCGGGGACCGGGAGAUAACUUUUCACAAGUAAGAAUGACAUAUUAUUGUUAGUAUGUUGUGAAUGUAAUAUUACUGUACUGUAUUUAUGCCCACCAGCGAAAUGACAGCAAAUGUUAGCUAUCGAUCUUCAGCCGGAGAUUUGAUGACAGGAAUAUGUUUCAAACAGGCCUACUCACAAUUUCAGUAGCUUUGGUUAAUUAUCGUUAUCAACAAAUCUUAAUCAAAUUUUUAGUUUUAUGUCCUUUUAAAUAUGAAGAUCAAAAAUAGCGAGUAUAACGUUUUUCUGAAUGCUCAGCUAGCUUCCGAAGGCAACAAGGCUUCUUAGUUUCAACCGUUGUCUUUUUAUUUUUGCUUUCUUAUAACAGUUAUGUGCAGAUCAGCCAGUACAAAAUAACUUCAACUCACUAAAUAACAGUAUAUGAAUAAUAAAACAUGGACCUCAUUCGGACAAUGUUUUUGUGUACACACUCCCAGAUAUCACGUUGUUGUUUUAAAGGUUUCCAAAGGAUAAAGAGAUGAGGAAGAGGUGAGAAAUAGCUUUGAGGAGGGAUGGAUUCACUGCAAGUGAUUCAUCUGUACUAUGCAGUGAGCAUUUCAAAAUGGAGGAUUUUGACAAAACUGGUCAGAUUGAGAGCUGAUGCGAUACCAUCAAUUUUCAGCUUCCCAGUUCACCUUCAAAGAGUUCAAAACUACAGGACUACAAUAACCUCCACAAAAGCUCGAACUGGUGUGUCUGUGGCCUCUCAAGAUGACCCAGAAACUUGUAGUUCAGACCUGCAACCUCAGUCUAAUGAUGAGUAUUUUUUCUAUUGUAAACCUCAUAUCAUAAUGGUCAAGAUCAUAUUAAAAUCUAAAUUGUUAUCUAACACUCAUGUUGAAUGUUCUCACAAAUAAAACCAACACACAGUUGAAGACAUAUACAGUGCUGCUGUUGUCUGAAAGAAAGUGUACCAUAGUGGUGUCUAAGUGAUAUGUGAUAUCCAUCCUUCUGUCUAUAGGAUCAUUGCUAUGCCUUGCCAGCUUCUCUUACCGUUGGCAAGAGUGGAAUAUCUGGAGCGGGACAAGAAAAACACCAUGGCCAGAGAGAAGAGGGCAAAGACCACAGUAAAGUCACUUUUGGGGGAAUUGAGUGAAAAAAAUCUCAUUAAUGAAGAACUUAAAGAACGGCUUGAAUUCUACUCUGAUCUACAACUAGAGUUUAUGGAGAAAAAGGGCCAUGAAUACUCCAACGAAUAUAGAGAGUUUUCCCUCACACUUCAUCUCCAUGGCCCAAAGGCAUACAAAUACCUUAGAGAGAAGCGAAGAUUUCCCCUCCCACAUCCGCACACAUUACAAAGGUGGUUGUGUUCAGUAGAUGACAGGCCUGGCUUGAACAAGAUGAUGCUGGAUAUGCUGGAGAGAAGAUGCCAGGAAGACCAUGCUAAAUAUGGAUUUGUUUCACUCAUUUUGGAUGCAAUGGCAAUCAGAAAACAUGUGCAAUAUAAUCCACAUACACAGUCACUGUCUGGCUUCGUGGACCUGGGGGAUGGAAACAAUGAGACUGAGGUUGCUACUGAGGUUCUCGUGUUUAUGGUGGUUGGCUUCCAAGGGCAUUGGAAGGCUCCCAUUGCGUACUACCUCACAGUGUCUCUGUCACCAGACACACAAAAGGUACUUGUCAGUCAUGCUUUAGAGGAGCUGCAUGCUCGAGGAAUUCGGGUGCUAUGUAUAACAAUGGAUGGGCAUGCUACCAACAUCAGCAUGUGUAACCAACUUGGGUGUGAACUGAAGGGAAACCCACAAGAGCCCCUGAAAACCAGUUUCCCACAUCCAGUUUUUGGAGAGAGAGUAUUUGUAAUGAGGGAUCCAUGCCACAUGCUGAAGUUGACACGUAAUAUGUUGCAGGCAUAUAGCCCAAUAGCAACAACCACUGGACAUAUCAACUGGAGGUACAUAAAUCAUCUCAAUGAUGUGCAGAAACAACAUGGACUACACGCUGCCAAUAAAAUUUCAGACAAGCAUGUGUACUUUGAGAACCACAAGAUGAGAGUGUCCCUGGCUGCACAAACACUGAGUCGCUCCGUGUCAGUGGCCCUCCGCACUAUGAGAGAUCUUGGGUACUCUCCGUUUAAAGAUUGUGAGGCAACAGCAGCAUUUAUUGAGGUAAUGCAAUUGGUUAAUAGAGAAUGAAAGUAUAUAUUUUAUUAAUCCAUUAUAAAAUGAAUUAACAUUCUGGUAAAAUAAGACUGUUAUUACUUAUCAAAUAAUUAUCUGUAUAUUUAGAACAGAAUUCAGUGAAUGCAAAGUAUUGAAUUCACCUAUCGGAUACCUAACAAAACCCUGCAAGUUUGGCAUUUCAAAUAAUGAUUUAGAUGUCGCAGUUUCUUACAGAUGAUUGACAGACUGUUCGAUACAAUGAAUGCAUGCAAUCCUCGUGCUAAAGGAUUCAAAGCUUCCAUGGGAUCUUGGAAUUGGAUGGAAAGAAAAGCAUUUCUUUCUAAUUCUAAUUCUAUUCUUUAUUAUA